Messenger RNA from Exserohilum turcica Et28A, 2082 nucleotides. RefSeq lists its product as uncharacterized. The record is from RefSeq and is a predicted model, not a curated record. Gene Ontology annotation, biological process: regulation of DNA-templated transcription. NCBI's taxonomy places the organism in Eukaryota, Fungi, Ascomycota, Dothideomycetes, Pleosporales, Pleosporaceae. Bases 1 to 2082 code for a protein of 693 amino acids. The transcript has 2 exons. Gene Ontology annotation, cellular component: Rpd3L-Expanded complex; Rpd3L complex; nucleus.
AUGCCGCCCACCACAGGCACACGAACGUCGACGAGACAGGGCCGGGCGACGGUCCGCCCUACAAACUACUAUGCGCGCACCUUUGCCGGGCGACUGGCAGCGAGCGGUAUGGAGCAGACGCCCGAGGCCUCCAGCAGCGCGCCGGGCUUCCUGCCAGCCCUCACCCACUUCACCGCCGCCGUCGAUGCGUUCCCCAAGGAGAUUAUCAAGCACUUUUCCAUGUUCAAAGAGGUCGAGGCGAAACUCCAUGACCCGGAGCAUUUGCUCAAGGAGCUGCUCGAGGAGAUUGCCCACCAGCCCGUCACAACAAAGGCCCAAGCAGCAGCGGCAGAGCAUUACACGGCAGGACUCGAGAACAGCGCCAGUCUGCCUCAGAAACUCCAAAAUCUCUCCCCGGAAGAGCAGGCCGCGAUCCAGAAGCGCCAGCUCUUUUACCGCCUGCGCAUGCUCAUCGCAAACAUGUUACCCACGCUCGACGAGAAACUGGUUGUGCUCCAGGGCGCAAAAGCCACCAAAGACAAAGGCCUCAUGCGCAUGAACCACUCGUACUCGCAGCUCGACGGCGAGAUUAGCGACGAAGCGCGAUACGGCAGCCUUACGCACUGGGCCUAUGCCGACAAGGAGGAGAAGAAAAAGGGCGGCGCGUCCCACGAGCGGCAGCGCCGUGAGGUUGUCGCGGCAAACAACCUCGCAGCGGCAGCGCAGCACGUGCACGAUGUUGACUCUAUCGCAGCGAAAAGCGAGGCCCGGCGGGAGGCGAUGCAUGCGAACAAGCGCAAUCGACACCACCAGGUGGACUCGGACUUUGACGACCGACCCGCGAAGAAGCCUCAGAAGAGGAAGCCAAUACCGACCGAGGCGGCGGCGCCCGACAACCGAAACAUUGGCCUGGGCAUAUCGAGCAAUGGCGCAGGUCCUCAUGGCAAGCGAAAGAAGACGGAAAAGGCCCUUGCCGCGGCGGCGCCCACAGCCCCGCCCAUGGAGCGAUCCACGAGCAACGCCCUCAAAGUUGCUAGCAAUGGGGUACGGGGUGGAUCAAGCCCGCGAAGCACGCCAGCUCCAGAGAAUAGUGCUGCCAAACGCAAGCCGCGAGCAGCACCUGCGCCUGCCCAGCGCAAGAACCCAAUACCGCCCCAUUCGCCCCCCACGGCCUCGUCGCCCCUCGCCGCCAAUUUUGCCAUCAGCAAAGCCGCUGCCGGCGCAGCGGAUCGGCCAUUAUCGGCACGAGCACGCAAGAACUCAACGGCGGCCUCUGUUACAUCAGUCAAGGAGCAAGACACCCCAGCCGCACGCCGCCCAUCCUCUUCACACUCUAUACAACAAGCUACAAACAAUGUAGUCACAGAGACGGAACAGGUGACUAGUGCUGCGCGAGACAAUGCCUCUACAAAGGGCGCAUCCACCCCGAAGGAGUCUGCAGAUGCUCAACCUUCGCUUGAACCACCCAUGAAAGUAGAAGACCUCGGACAACCAGAGCCAGAGAGUAUGGAGAUUGAUACACCAGCGCCAGCUUCAGCCUCGGCCCGACCUGGUCGAACAUCAAAGACUGCGACACCCGUUGCUGGCGCGUUUCCUGAGAUACCCAUGUCUCGGAGCCGCAGCAGCCGCAAUGCCAACAAUGGCAAUUCCAACAGCUCGUCUGAGAAUAAUAGUACAACAACAGGCACCGUGUCGAAACGGGGCCAAAAGAAGAAUACACAGCAGAACAACACAGCCGCCUCUCCAGCGCUGAAACCCACAUCAAGCGUAAAGUCGAACCCUCCCUCGUCGGCAGCAAGCUCUGUUGCACAAGAACAAGACUAUCAAGAGGCAGAGCUCGAAGCCGAGCCCGAAGCCGAGCCCGAAGCCGAAUCUGAAGAAGAUGGAGAUGAACCCCGAUACUGCUACUGCAACGAAGUAUCAUAUGGCAACAUGAUUGCUUGUGACAACGAUGACUGUCCCCGCGAAUGGUUCCAUCUUGGCUGUGUGCACCUCGAAAAGCCACCCACUGGCAGGACCAAGUGGUUCUGCAGUGACGAGUGCAAAGAAACGCAUACCAAGGCAAAGGGCAAGGGGGGGCGUCCGGGUAGUAGUAGACAAUAG